AUGGAGAAUAAAAAAAAUGUAACAGCUACACAGCAACCACUUACACAACAACAUCUUAUGGCGCAUCAUGUUCACCCCGAUCAGAUAUAUUCUCCACAAAACUCACAAAUACCCACACAUUUAAAUAAUCAAUCGCAAAUUCAACCCAAUGGCGUCAUGCACCAGCUAUUGCAAAGUCAAUAUCAUUCCAACAUGAAUGCACGAUCGCCUCUCCUUGAAAACAGGCACGAAAUGUAUGGAACCGGACAUAAUCACGAUUACGCCAGACACUAUGGAGCGAACGAUAACUUCAAUUAUCCUCAGUCUCCACCUAGGUUUGAAAGAACCGAAAUACACACAGACCAAAAUGUUAAUCACGAACUACUGCAUAAUAUUCCAAAAGGAUAUAACGCAGAAGUUUAUCAAGACUAUUUAAAACGAAACCCACCGAAAGAUAAUAACCAAAUAUAUCAAAACCAUCAACCUAUGUAUAGGCCUAAUGUUAAUCAGUACGCUUCGAAGCCGUAUCUACCUUAUUCUAAUCGAAUAGGACCGCAGAGUAACACCGAGUUAUUGAGAAGACAAUAUAAUGAAAUACAACAAAUGAAAAUGCAACAGCAAAUGCAUUAUCAGAAUCAAGCACAAAUGCAUCAACAACAGAAGUUUGCAGAGCGACAACUUUUAUUACAACAAAUACACGGUGUUCAACCACCUCCAAACUUACAAAAUAGUAUAUAUUCAGACAGUUCCUAUAGAGAUUUGUAUAGCAGUAAAAGUGAUUUUAAAGAAUACAGCAGUCCAGACCUGCAAAAGGAUAUGGAUAUGUAUGCUAAGAAUAAUGAGUACAAAGAUAGAGAUAUACAGAAUAGACAAUAUCAAGAUUCCCAAUGGCAAAUAAGUCCAGAUUAUCAAGAAGACAGGCAAAAACUACAAGAACAAGAUAAGGCAAAAUCAUCAGAAUUCAAUAGCCAAAAGUCAGGAUUAGUUUCACCAAUGAAAUCUAGUGAAUCAAGUACACCUAGCAUUAAAUCUCCAUCUUCAGAAAGUCGUCGGAGUAGUGGAACGCAAGCAUUACGCUCCCCGACCGCUCAAAGAAUACCCUCUGCUCCUGUAACCUUAGCUGGAUUACUUUACAAACAAGGAUCUGACGGUUUAAAAGUUUGGAGGAAGAGAUGGUUUGUUUUAUCUGAAUACUGCCUAUUUUAUUAUAAAAGUCAAGACGAAGAAAAGCUUCUAGGAUCAGUAUUGUUGCCUUCAUAUAAAGUCUCAGCAUGUUCAGCAGAAGAUAAAGUGAUGAGAAAAUUUGCCUUUAAACUAGAACACGCAAAUAUGCGCACUUACGUGUUGGCUGCGUUAGAUCAGGAAGCUAUGAUGAAAUGGGUUAAAGCACUCACUAUGGCAGCUCUUAUGCAAAACCCUAAUGCGCAACACAAGGAAAAUGACCGGACAACUGCAAAGGCAGAGGAUGGGGAUGAUGCAGGUCCGACAUAUGCCAAUGCCCCUCCAAAACCACGGCGUUCUAAUGACGGAUACAACUCUCCUAGUCCGGAUAUGUACGAUCCAAAUUACGAUCUCCUUAAAAAACCAGCAUCACAUUACAGCCAGGGCACUCGAUAUCAGGAAACAUACAAUCAGGAGAACUACACACGCAGUCCUCAAUCACCGCCAAUUUAUCAAACAAAACGAUACGACACGCAAAAUUUAUCAUUACCCUUAAAUAACGAAUCUAUUCAGAAAAAACCUAACACCCCAUCCCAAUAUAAAUCUAAUCCACAAUCUCCUUAUUUUAACAAUAGGUCUAGGAAUGAACAUCCAGAUGAUAAAAUUGAAAGUGUGUACGAUAAACAACCAAACUACAAUCCGUUUCAAGAUUAUAAUGAAAAGCCAAGCGAUAAGCCAACGCCAGAAGCUAACAAAAUAUACAAUGAAAGUUAUCCAGAAACUCGAACAAACACAAAAACAUAUGACAUAAAUAAAUCAAAAAUGACGAUGAAUGAAAGAUUAGCGGAAAGGCGGACUCCUGAUGCUUAUGGACGUUCAACGGCAAUGUCGGCUUAUAAUACAGAAAAAAUAGGAGAUUAUGAAGACAUUUAUGCGGCAUAUAAUGAUAAAUAUGUGAAGUCGCCGACUACAUCACAAGCUAAAGAUACUCUCAGCCUAUCUAGUCACAAGUCCCCUCAAGAUCAAACACCUACUCAGCCCCAGGAGAAAACAUUUAGCGGACCGUCUGUAUUAAGAAGAAAGAAAAUGCAAGCAAGUGGCAUUCAACCGCCGAUGCCAAGACCACAUAGUGCUGACUUUUUGGAAUAUGAAUCUAAAAACGAAAUGAAUAAAAGUUUGCCAACUCAUACCUAUGAGACUAAACAACCCAAACGACCGAAAUCAAGCUUAGAUAUUAAUUCAUAUUACGAUCCUAGCUCUGAUAAAUAUUAUUCAGAAGAAAGUUAUGCACAAAAAAUGCGACAAUCGGCACAAUAUCUACAACAACAAGGUUUAGCGCCUAGAAAUAUUCAAAUACCAUUUGAGAAAUAUGCGAGUGGCUUGGCAGAGAAACAAUUACAUUCAGCGUAUUCUCAAUCCAUAAAUAACAAUUAUGAAACUGAGUUUAGUGUAAAUAGAAAUAUGCGAGACAACGUCAGUUAUAAUUCUAAAUAUAGCGAUCUAGAGGGUAUGAAUUCUAAUUGGACCUUGAAGGAGAAAGAAGAGCAUCAAAAGGACUAUCUGAAUAGAAGUGGCAGUGUAAUGAGUGAUAGUUCAAAUGUGAGUGGUUUUGUAAAAGAAAAAUUUGAUCCAAGUGAAAGUUUUAUGAGAUCGGCUAGUGCUAGAUUACCAUCUACUGAGAGAGAUGGUGAGAAAAAAGUACAACAGCGUGAAGAAUCAAUGAAGAGGCUCUUAGAAUGGAAACAGCGCAUGUUACAAUCACCACUUACACGAAAGAGUACUCCAGCAACAAUCUCUUUAGCAAGAUCACUAAAUCAGAGCCGGCAAUCUUUGCGAUCAGAUCAAUUCAAACCGAAAACCUACAAAAAUGCAUCUUACAAUAGCUAUUCUUCGGACGAUGAAGUAAUGGUAAAGAUAUUAAAACAAUGGUUUCGCUUUUGCACCCCAGAAGAAACAUCGGGCACUGAUCUGCAAAAUACGGGAAUGCAGGCAGGAAGGUCCCAUAGCAUUAAUAUCACAAGUUCUCUCACCGAACUGAUUCCGCACGCGCUUAGCUCAAAUUCACUACCAGAUCAAACAUACGUAGAGCCAAUGGUUAAUUCUUCUGCAGAAAAUACGUAUGAAAAUAUACUCUGCACCGUUUCCCUCCCUAAAUUAGUAAAUGAUGAAGAUAAUGAUACAAAUAAUAGAAGUAAUAAUUUAAUAUUCUCAAAGUCGAUAGAAACUCUGGAGAAUAAAGUUUGUAUAGCUAAUGAAUCAACACUAAGUGAUCAUGAAGGCUAUGAAACUCAAGACAGUGAAGCUGAGUCAGAAACUCAUAUUGAAUAUACUGACAACGACCUAGAUGAAGUCUUGUUAGCAUCGGACAGUGAAGUCGACAAUCAUAAUGAAAACAGUGUUGCGAAACAAUCUAUAAUUGAAGAUUUAACAAACAAAGCAGAAAAAUCAGAUCAAAAAUCAGAAACUCCACCUACUGUGAUUCCAUUAGGAGAAGAUCAUUAUUUGCCUAUGAGUCCAAGAAAAAUAUCAACUAUUGAGCCUGCACAUAAAACAAUACUAGAUAAUAUAAGCGUUUUUGAUCAGUCUAUGCCAUUUCAUUAUGAAGAUAAUCCUUAUGUUGAAAUGAAUUUAGGUGUAGAAGAAGAUGAUAUGCAGACCUAUGAGAUUGUUUGUGUAAAUGAUGUAAAACCAGAACCUGUUUAUAUGGAAUUGACUAAUGUUAUUUCCCAAAAACCCAAUGAUGAGGAACUGACCAAAUCUUCAUUAGAUACAGCAUCGAAUUUUGCAGAUACGAAAGAUCAAACGUUGAAGAGAAACUCUAAAGGAGUAGUAAAAGAAAAAGUGGAGACGUCAGAUUUAGAUGAAGAUAAUAAGGAAAUAUCACUUGAUGCACCAUUUUGUAGAUUUAGCAUUUCUGAUACGUUUCGACCUGCUUCAUAUUACUUAGGUGGAAGUAGCACUAUGCUUGAGAGACAAGAUAGUUCAGACAGUGAUAUUUUGCCACCCCCACCAGUACCCAGUUCUUCCCCUCCUUUUGAUGAUAUACUAGAUGAAGAGCUAUCUAAAUAUAUUUUAGAUAAACUAGAUAAAUCUGAUAUCCCUCAAGAUAAUUCUAUAAUCAAAAUGUUGACAAGCGAAAAUCAAAAAAGGAAUAAAAUGAAAAAGAGAACUACAUCUUUGAUGAUAUAUGGCAGUCGGACAUCAAUUCAUGAUACUCUUACUAGAGGUGAAAAAAUUCGUAAUAGCAGGGCCAGUUUGACAAACGAAAGAAAUAAAUCCGCUGAUACAUCGAGUAACUUUUUAAGUGAUACUGUGACAGACCAACAAAAUAGUAGCGGUGUUGAUACAGAUUCUAUUAGAAGUUAUAACGCCGACAAGGGAUCUUCCAGAUUGUCUUUGGAAUCAGAUGUCAGUAGUAAAUUUGAAACAGCGCCCUCAAAUAUUUCGGAAAUUAGUAGUUUACUGGAUUCAGAAUCAAUGAUUGAUUUGCGGCAUCCUUACGAAGCUACUAAUUUUGAAAAUUUAAUUAAAAGAAGGCCUUUAUCGGAUGAUUCUAUAUUUGAAGUUAACGAAUCAGACACUCUUACAACAAGUGAAAUAGGUCCUAAUAUUACUUUAGAUUCAUAUUUAUAUAAUCUUGAAGAAAGUACAAGUGGAAAUAACUUAAAUAAUAAUUUUAUAAAAUCUCAUAGGGUCAGUACCAAUAGCUACUCGAUAAAUACUACUCAUACAUUUAAUGAAUCUAAUUCGAUAUCACACAAGCGUUCUUCGAGUACGCCAGUCUCUCAAAAUAUGGUUGGUGUUUCUGAUGAAGAAAGAAGUACUUUAAACGUUCAUAGUAAAUUUAACUAUGGAAAUAGUUUUGAGUAUAUGGGUUCUCAAAGCUCUUGUAGUUCUGGCGGUCUACCGACAUCUCCGAUUUCUUUUUACCGUAAAAAUUACAACGGGGACACAAUGAAACGAAAAAAUCUUAAUAAUAAUAUGUUGGCAGAUAAAGUAAAAGAAUUUAAUUCGGAAAAAUUAACUCUAAAACAAGAUAAUGAAACAGCAGGGUCUUCUACAACUACCGGCUUUCAUAGUAGAGAGAGUUCUACAGAACAUAGUGCACCUUAUUAUUAUUCAGACCUUUCUUCACAGGAACAUAUAAAUGUACUUCCCAUAUCACAUUAUUUAAAAAAUACGAAUAUACACCGUAAACUAAAUAAUCAAAGACGUAGAGGUCCAUUGAAUAAGAAAAAUGAAAUAUCACAUAUCCACAAUCCGAUUCGUAGCAAUCAUGUGCUGUUGUCUGAGCAACAAUUCGAUUUAGCAGCAUCAGCUAGAAGCGUAUCAGUGGAAUUUUUAAGUGUAGUUGAAAAAACACCUGAUAUUGAUUUAAAAAAUAUUUAUGAAUGUACUAGUAGUAAAACAUCCAAAAUACCAGAAUCUAUGAAUUUAAUUUCUAGUCUUACUUGUAAAAAAAGUACAAAAAAUAAAAACUAUGACCAAACGUCCUCUCCAGACAUAAGUAUCUUAAGUCCGAAUGGUAUUCAAGGAAAUACAUUGACGAAACUUUCAACUGGGAGUAUGUCUUCACAUUGUAGCGAAAAUUCAUCAAACACAGUAUAUUAUGAUGCAGAAGCAGAAGCAGGCGCUUAUGAAAAUGUCAUGUAUCAUGGAGAAAAACAGUGGGAUGAAGAUAUUUUGUGGCGGGACAAUUUAAGACGAGUUUCACAUAGACAUGCGAGGUCAAUGGAUGAUUUAGAUACAAUGCCGAGUGGAAAUCCAAUUUUAGAUAGAACAUAUCCAGGUUCCUCUACAAUGAAUAGUAUAAAACGCAUAAAGAGACCCGUGUCAGAUAAAAUUACAAGUGCAACAUAUGUAAAUUGUGAUAUACAAAGUCAGGUUCGGAAACAAAGACAGAAUAUUCCAGGAGAAAAAUUGAUGAAAAAGGAAGAAAAAGACGAAGAUGAUGUUUAUGUAAGUCUUGCAGAAGAUUCUGAGGUCGCUAUUGAGCAAUAUGACGAAGGAGUUUACGAACAAUUGGCUAUUGACCCAACAGAAAGUUCACUUGUUUCUCAUGAAUUAGCUAACGAACAGACAAGACGACAAAUAAAAAAUAGGCGCCAAUUCGAAAUAGAUAGGGAAAACCUUCGACAGUGGGAUUUAAUGUCGAGUGGCUUAAUGAAAGGUGAGGCGAGGCGCGUGCGGGGUGUAGUAGUUGGUAUGGGCACUAGUGAAUCUAUUUGUAAUACGGACAAUGGAACUGACAGAAGCAAUGAAGCUUCUAUGACGAUGUCAGGCACAAAUAUAGAACCAGGCCCAAAUAACAAUAACAAUAAUCAAAUUCAGCAAGCAUUGUCAAAGAAAGCAUUUCUCGGAAGUAACACAUCUAUCGGUAGAAGUAAUAGAGAUGGCAAUAUACCAGUUCGAGCUGUAAGUCCUAGAGUACGAUGGGUAGAGGAAAAACCUGCUAAUGAUCAUUAUGGCUCACAACAGAUUACAUCAUCGCAACAAAAUUUACAUGUAACAGGAACAGAGGAAGCUUGGACAACAAUUAGAUCACCAUCCAGAGCUCAACAACAACCGAUUAGGGCUGUUAGUCCUAGAGUUCGGAGGAACACUGAAAACGACGACAUGCAAAAGGAAGUUCAGAAUAAUGAAAUCGGGGAAAUUCCUACUGCUGGAGAGCUUUUAGGGAGAAGUCAUGAAGAGCUAGUUCUACUAUUGAUCCAAUUAAGGCGUCGACAUGCGGCCACACAUCGCUCUAUCGAAACUUGCUGCGCUCAGAUAAAUAGUAUUGAGGAUUGUCUUAGUUCGCUAAAAGCAAUGGAACGAGAAGAAAGCUUGCAACGUUUGGAACAAUUAAAAAUGCAACUUAUGGAAUUGGAAAGCCAAUAUAAGAAAAGUAAGCCGUUGGUACAACUGGUAGAUAAUAUGGUCAAGUUAGGUUCUCUGUACAACAGACCUGGAUCAACAAUCGAGAGAUUAGAAAGAAAUCAAAGGCUGAGACAGAAAGUUCUUGCAGAACAUGCUAUUGAACAGCAAAGAUGGAUAGAGAGUGCAGCGGCAGGCAAGCCGUUAGAGACCGAAGCAGCGCGAGUGCGUGUCGCUGAGCUGUGGGCGUUGGAACAGGAACUGGCUGACGAGGCAGCGAUACUUCAGGGGUUGAAAACGGAUAAAGACGCCAUUGAUUCUUUACUUACUGGUGUUCGCAGUAAAUUAGACAGUGUCAAUAUUGGAUCUCGGCAACCCCCUAACUCCGGCUUGGAAGCAGAAUUGGCGCGCGUGCACGCCAUGUUGGCGCACAAUUCUAAGGUUUAUAAGAAACUAGAACAAACAGUGGCAGACAACGCGCGCCUCGAGCGCGAGCUGCACCACCUGCGGCGCGCGCUGCGGGCACAGCGCGCCGCGCCCGCGCCGCCGCACCACGCCAGCCAUCCCACCGCUAUGCUGGAGGACGAAGUAUCCCGCGUACAACACUUAGUGUCCGCAUUGCAGCGACAGAGGCAGGAACUGAGCCGCGCCGUCAGACACCUCACGCAGCAGUCCCACGCACUACAAACCACCCAUGAUUCUAUGCCUGGCAAACGUCGUCCAACAACAUCAUGGCAAGAAACCAAUCUAGACACCGGUCACACUAUCGACCACGGACAGUCGGAAUACUUCGAUGAUCCUUUGCCUCCAGGACACUAUGGACGAAGCAUGGAGACUCCCUUGUAUGUGGACACGAGGACAAUGGACGUGACGCCCAUCAAUAGUGAAGAUAUGCAGAAUAGUGGUUUUGGUAAUCUAUCGAAUGUUGAGAAGCAAGAAAUAAAAACCGUUCGCAUUGUCAAACGAGAGAGCGAAAGACGUCAGCGUGAUCGUGAACGUUCUUUACAACCCAUGUCCGACUGGUCUAACAAUAUCACCGCUAAUUUAGACCAAUUCCUUGAAGAAGAACUUGUACAGCCCAUAAACAAUUACCGAGCCUCCUCUCUCCCACGCACAGAUUAUAAAUACGAAGAUUAUUACAAACAUACAGACUAUCAUAGACAAGACAAAAAUCUAGAAAGUCCUAAAUAUCCAUCAAGCCCUUCUUUAUCUAACUACGAUUACUCUCGCGAUAUAUCAUCAUUAAGUAGCAGUUACAAUAAAAACUACAGACACGAUAGGAGUCUUUCCAAUCAGUACAUAAACAGUCCGACAGACAGUUCUAGAACAUUGACGAAUAUGUCGAAAACAAGUAGUAUUAUAAGUUUGACGCGAUCUAAUAUAGAAUUGUCUCCGAUAUUUAAAAGCGAAGCAGCAAAACAAAUAGUGACUGAGAUGAACGAUAAUGGUUCGAUGCAUCGUCGGCAAGUUCCGAAAGAAAAGAGAAGACAUAACACCGCGCCUCAUCACCUAAGCGCUAAAACACUUAAUGAAAUGCCUAAAGACGGGUAUAACCAAGAUGCAUUAGGCAGAUCGUUGGACGACGCGGACAUGGAGCGAGCUCUUCGCGGGGCGGCGCCGGAUGUAGUGAGAUCUGCCUUACCUUCUAGAAAGAUCCCAGAUUCUAUCGACCAACUGCUCGCAGCUCCGCAGAAGAUAGUCAUCCCUGAACGGUAUAUUCCGGAGAAGCCUCCAGAACUCUCGCCAGAGGAACAGCAGAAACGCCAAGAAAAAGUGGAAUCUAUUAAGAAAAUGCUCACCGGUUCUUCAGCCGAUCCUAGCAAGAGCCCGGACGGUGAAGAGAAGAAGCAACGCGAGCACUUACUGCAAAUGAACCAGAUCCUCGCCAAGCAGGUCACGGAGAUGAGCAAAAUAAUCGCCGUUAAAGCAUUAGAAGAGCUGCCAUUACAAGACAACACUGAUGAUUACGAAGAUCGUUCCCCGGACGUCGAACUGCCAAUUUACCAACAAAGAGACAAUUUUUUUACA
Messenger RNA from Brenthis ino (lesser marbled fritillary), 9024 nucleotides. Lineage: Eukaryota; Metazoa; Arthropoda; Insecta; Lepidoptera; Nymphalidae. The record is from the annotation of a GenBank genome assembly.